CUCACCAAUCAAACAAAGCAAUCUUACUAUCAACAUCGAUCUGCAGACUGCAAUCAAGCUUUCUCUCUCUGAAAUUUCAUCAUUUCCAAAGUUGCGAAAUUAGAUUCCUAUUCGGUUUCUGUUUUGUUUAUAAUCAUAUAAUUAUUUUCUAGUUCGCUUGCAUUUCUUUACAGGAUCUGUUCAUUUUGUGUUUAAUCUUGGUUCAAUAAUGGCUGAAAUGAAAGAUGCUCAUAUCGUAGAAAUCCCAGUAGAUGAAGAGCACCAACAGAAGCUUCUGUGUGCCAUGAACACAGUCACAGCAAUUCGGAACCACCCACUAACAGAAAUCUCCCACAGUCCAGGCCAUCUCCUUCUUCUCAAGCUCUGGCAAAGAGAAGAAGAUAUUUUCUGCCGCCGCAUUGCAGCGAAAGAGUCCAGGAUGGACGCUAUCAAACUCGAAAUCUUCCAACUUUGUUGUUUCUUUUUACUCUUCCAUGGGAUCUUCUUAACCAUCUUGUUUACCUCUUCUGUCAACAGCAGAGAGCAUACUUGCCGAAAAUGGUGGAUACCGUCUCUUGUGUCAGUCUCCACUUCACUGAUGUUUGUGUUUCUGGUUCAGGUUAAAGUUUUCAGGUACUGGAAGGUGUGGAGGCAGUUGCAGAGGGAGAGGAAUGAUAACAGAGCUCUGACGAGGUGCAUUCAAGAGCUGAGAAUGAAAGGGACGAGUUUCGAUUUGUCGAAGGAGCCACAGAGCGGGAAGAAAAUGAAGAGCUCCAGUGUUGAGAUAAAAUGGAAACCACUCACUUGGUGUUCACAGUAUCUGAUUACUAUCUGUCUUGUUUGCUUCUCAGGUUUGGUGUUUCCUGCCUCCAAAUUCAUCCUCUGCGGGUUCUAAAUCAGGGAAUUUGAUCAAGAUAGAUUUCAAGAGGCUGAAAAGAAAUUUGCAUAUACAAUUUAUCAUCAAACUAUGUCAUUCUUCUUAGUUUGGUGAUCACAAUCAGGGGGAUGAAGCAUCUCGGUCCGAUCUGAUUCUAUCAUUUCUUGGGGCAAGGGAAGAAUGCUGCCUGCGUGCAAUUUAACAACUCGUGGCUUAGAAUUUUUACUUUGUAUUUUUUCCUGCUCUGCAGAAUCAGAACUAAUAGCUUUUGAAUAAGCAGCAACACACAGCUUGUGUGUUUGCCUUUUCUUGUUUUGUGAAGUGGAACUGUACAAGCUUCUGAGAAUUGGAACUAUUUUCACUCA
Molecule: messenger RNA, 1221 nt
Organism: Manihot esculenta (cassava)
Lineage: Eukaryota; Viridiplantae; Streptophyta; Magnoliopsida; Malpighiales; Euphorbiaceae
Exons: 2
Coding region: 209-874 (221 amino acids)
Source: RefSeq, a predicted model, not a curated record